Molecule: messenger RNA, 1290 nt
Organism: Talpa occidentalis (Iberian mole)
Lineage: Eukaryota; Metazoa; Chordata; Mammalia; Eulipotyphla; Talpidae
Gene: NKX1-1
Product: NK1 homeobox 1
Biological process (GO): cell differentiation; regulation of transcription by RNA polymerase II
Cellular component (GO): nucleus
Molecular function (GO): RNA polymerase II cis-regulatory region sequence-specific DNA binding; DNA-binding transcription factor activity, RNA polymerase II-specific
Source: RefSeq, a predicted model, not a curated record
AUGAGCGCCAGCGGCCCCGCGGCCUCCGCGGACGGCCCCGCGCUGCCGCCAGCGCCGCCGGGGCCCGGCCCGGGGCCCGCGCCGCCCGCGCCCGCCGCCGCCGCCCGGGACGCCAUGGACGGGCGCGCGGAGCCGCCCGCCUUCCCCCGCGCCGCGGCCCCGCCGCUGGCGGCCAGCGACACGGUGCCCGCGGCGCCGGAGGCUGCCGGAGCGGCCCGGCCCGGCCCGCCGCCGCGCCCCACCUCCUUCUCGGUGCUGGACAUCCUGGACCCCAACAAGUUCAACAGCAGAAGACGCCGCUGCGUGCUGCUGGGCCCCCUGGCCCCCGCCGCCUGCGCCCCCUGCGCCCCCGCGCCCGCCGCCCCCGGACGCCCGCCGCGCGCGGAGGAGCCGGAGCGCCGCGCCCUCGCCGGCGCCGCAGGACCCGGAGCGGCCCCCGGAGCCGAGCCGCCGCGCGCCGGCGACCCCUUCCAGGCGGACGAGGCCGAGGCCGACGGCUACAGCAGCGGAGGCGGCCGCAGCCCGAGCGCCGGCAGCGGGGACGAGGCGCCCGACCCGGAGGACGAGGACGAGGCGCCCGCGGCGGGGGACGCGCGGGGCGGCGGCGGCCUCGGGGCCCGCGGGUCGGGCUGCCCCGGCGCGGCCGAGGGCGACGCGCCCCCCGGCGCCGCGGACGACAUGGCGCUGCCCGGGCCUCGCGAGGGCUCGCCCGGAGCCGCGGGCCCGCCGGGGACGGCGGCGGCGCCUGGGGGCGCGGGGACGGCCCCGCCGGGCGCGGCGGCCAAGCCCAAGCGGAAGCGCACGGGCGCCGACCCCAAGUCCGGGAAGCCGCGGCGCGCGCGCACCGCCUUCACCUACGAGCAGCUCGUGGCGCUGGAGAACAAGUUCAAGGCCACGCGCUACCUGUCGGUGUGCGAGCGCCUCAACCUGGCGCUGUCGCUCAGCCUCACCGAGACGCAGGUGAAGAUCUGGUUCCAGAACCGCCGCACCAAGUGGAAGAAGCAGAACCCGGGCGCCGACACGAGCGCGCCGACCGGCGGCGGCGGGGCCGCGGGGCCCGGCGCGGGGCCCGGCGCGGGGCUGCCCGGCGGCCUCAGCCCGCUCAGCCCGUCGCCGCCCAUGGGCGCGCCGCUCGCCAUGCACGGCCCGGCCGGGUACCCGGCGCACGGCCCCGGCGGGCUGGUGUGCGCGGCGCAGCUGCCCUUCCUGCCGAGCCCCGCGGUGCUCUCGCCCUUCGUGCUGGGCUCGCAGCCCUACGGCGCCCCCGCCUUCUACGCGCCGCACCUCUGA